AUGGGUAUUAGUAGAGAGGAUUUUUGGAAUAGCGUCGCAAAUAAGAUCAAUGGGCAAUUUAAUACCACUUACACCGGAUACCAAUGCAAGGGAAAGUUCCAAAGUCUCGUAAAAGACUAUAAUUCGAUGUGCCUGUAUAUGGCGGGUAGUAGUUCUGGUAAGAGAAGCAGAACAGGCGAACGAUAUUUUGAGGAAUUUCGUACUCGCUUUUGGGAGAGACCUGAAACGCAUUUUGAUCAAAUACAUAACGUAAAUACAUCCUCGAGAAGAAGAGAAGAAAGACGGCGAAACCGCACUCCACCACCAACCUACGAAGAAGUUUCAUCAAUGCUAAAUACGAGUCGCCGUGAAUCUCCUGCUGGUCAAAGGGAUCGAUCCGCAUCUCCAACCCGAAGAAUUCCCAGCAGAAGAGACGAAACUAUUAAUCAAGAUAAUGCAAGUAAUGCCGUUGGGCACAGCUCCGCUGAUGUAAAUGAUGCGGGUGGAAAUUCAGGCCGUAACGCAAAUAAUGCGGAUGGGAAUUCAGCUAAUAACGCAAAUAAUGCGGGUGGAAAUUCAGGCCGUAACGCAAAUAGUGCGGAUGAAAAUUCAAAUAAUAAUACGAGUCAUAAUGAUACGCACGGAUUAUCAUCCAAUAUACCCGCAUCACGGAGUGACAGUGAUCUUAGUAUGCCUGAUGUUGUAGAUAGUCAACCACCUCAUAUGGAAUCUAUAAAUGAAGAGGGGCGUUAG
Paraglomus brasilianum is the source of this 732-nucleotide messenger RNA. Lineage: Eukaryota; Fungi; Glomeromycota; Glomeromycetes; Paraglomerales; Paraglomeraceae. The record is from the annotation of a GenBank genome assembly.